UGUUCUAUAUCUCGUGUUUAUUCGGUUUAAAUUAAUCUGAAUUGUUUUGUUUUUGGAACCCUCCGCGCGCGAUAGAAGAUGGAGAACGAGAAGAAGUCGUCGGCGAUUUCUGAUGUGGGAGCAUGGGCCAUGAACGUUGUCAGCUCUGUUGGGAUCAUCAUGGCCAACAAACAGCUCAUGUCCGGCAGUGGUUAUGGUUUCAGUUUUGCCACUACGUUAACUGGGUUUCACUUUGCUGUAACUGCUAUCGUGGGUCUAGUGUCAAAUGCUACCGGUUAUUCUGCGUCAAAGCAUGUGCCUCUGUGGGAGCUUCUGUGGUUCUCAGUGGUUGCCAAUAUGUCUAUCACAGGGAUGAACUUCAGCCUCAUGCUAAACUCGGUGGGGUUUUACCAGAUAUCUAAACUGAGCAUGAUUCCAGUGGUUUGUGUAAUGGAAUGGAUACUUCAUAGCAAGCACUACUCAAAGGAAGUGAAGUUGUCAGUCCUGGUCGUAGUUAUUGGUGUUGGUGUUUGCACUGUAACUGAUGUAAAAGUUAACUUCAAAGGUUUCAUGUGUGCCUGUGUAGCAGUUUUAUCAACAUCUUUACAGCAAAUUACAAUAGGUUCUUUGCAAAAGAAAUAUUCAAUUGGAUCUUUUGAAUUGCUGAGCAAGACAGCUCCUAUUCAAGCCCUCUCUCUUCUUAUUCUUGGUCCGUUUGUUGAUUACUUCCUUAAUGGCAAGUUGAUAACCAACUAUAAGAUGACCACUGGUGCAAUUUUGUUCAUUCUUCUUUCAUGCUCACUUGCUGUAUUUUGCAAUAUGAGCCAAUACCUCUGCAUCGGACGCUUCUCAGCCACCUCCUUCCAGGUUUUAGGUCACAUGAAAACUGUAUGUGUCCUGACAUUGGGGUGGCUGCUAUUUGAUUCGGAGCUAACUUUCAAGAAUAUCAUGGGGAUGAUUCUUGCCGUUGUUGGCAUGGUAGUUUACAGUUGGGCUGUAGAGGCUGAAAAGCAGGCAAAUGCCAAGGCCGCGUCCCAUGUCAAAAACAGCCUGACAGAAGAAGAAAUCAGACUAUUAAAAGAGGAGGUUGAAAAGAAACCUUUGAAGGAUGUUGAACUUGGUGAGACUAAAGGGUAGAAUGAAUCAGGUUUUGGUGGUAUGAUUUGUUAGAAAGGGAUCCACAGGCAAUGUUAAUGUGUUCUAUUUGAUUUGUUUCUUCUGUCUAGUUUACUUGGCAGCAAAGAUUUCUGUGUAUCUGCUUAAACACAUCCAUUUAGAAAGUGGGUCCCCCUUCAUUAGCAAUGUCUCUUAAUUAUUUUAAUCGUUAAUAUUCGUUAUGUUGAGGUUAUUUAUUUGUAUUUGGCUUGCCAAGAAAAUUGCAAGGUGAGUAUGGUGGGUCCAUUAAGAUGAAAAAUCUGUUCGUUGA
Molecule: messenger RNA, 1405 nt
Organism: Neltuma alba
Lineage: Eukaryota; Viridiplantae; Streptophyta; Magnoliopsida; Fabales; Fabaceae
Product: UDP-rhamnose/UDP-galactose transporter 2
Exons: 5
Coding region: 79-1116 (345 amino acids)
Source: RefSeq, a predicted model, not a curated record